Molecule: messenger RNA, 3090 nt
Organism: Brassica napus (rape)
Lineage: Eukaryota; Viridiplantae; Streptophyta; Magnoliopsida; Brassicales; Brassicaceae
Product: RAN GTPase-activating protein 2-like
Exons: 1
Coding region: 2261-2992 (243 amino acids)
Molecular function (GO): protein binding; GTPase activator activity
Source: RefSeq, a predicted model, not a curated record
GUCAAAGAGGUUUGAAAUCUUUGUUGUCCCUGUUUUCCUAGAGAAUAGCAAUUUUAUAGUGUUUAGUCUACCAAUUUAGAGAGUAUUAUGAAGUUUUACUAAAUUAAUUGAUAAAAAAUUAAAACGGUGUCCAUGUACCAUGAAAGAGAGUUUAAUAUACAUUAAUACAAAAUGUAAAAUGUGUUUAGAAAUUUUAAACAACAUUUAAGAUCAUAGAUUUCAGUAUAUAUAUAGUAUUUACCGAAAAAAUCAAUGUUUUUGUAGGGUAUAUACGUGAUAAGUUCCAUUAUGAAUAGUAGUUAACCAAUGUCAAACAGUUAUCAUUUUGAUUAGGUAAUAUGGUGGUUGGAAAGAGCUUCCACGCGGUUUGAAAAACCCCUGAAAAGCUCUAGACCUGCACAUAUAUUUGGUAGACUAGUUGUAAAACUUAGGUUGUUCUUAUUCCUUUAUAACAUAUUUUAUAAUAGUUUACACGUUUCCUCACUACUUUUGUUUGCUUCUUCAAUUAAAGUUUUGGAUGCAAAGCGUGCGCUGGUUCCCCUCAAGAUUUCAUUUCAUGUGCUCGUAUUAAUAAAAUAGAACAAUGUAUGUGCAUUUUGUCCAAAACUCAUGCACGUCUACUUUGUGGCAGACCACAACGGUCAAAAGUCUCUCUAAAAUAUCAUUCUUUAGUGGAAUAUAGCUUAAAUUAAUAAGACGCAAUAAAUGCAGUGUGUGAGAUGGACUAGUUAGCAUACGCAGAGCUGUACAAGGAUGAUGAGGCUUAAGACAACCAAAAUUUUCAACAUAGCAUGUCCACAUAGCUUCUAAAAUUUAUUAUCUAAAGUUUAUAAGGGUUACUGACUGACUGUUUAUUAGUUUCUGUAAGAGAAAAGUUUUACACGUAAAUAUAAAAUAUAGAGAAAUGGUUUAAGAAAACAAACAUUGAUUUUAAACCGAUCAUGACGUACUGACGUAUAGUGUGUCAAGGAUACACCUAAACAUUCUUAUGAUUCGACUGAUCCUCACAUUAUUCUCUCAAUAUUCUGCAAAUUCAUUUAUGGAAAUCUCAGUAAAUAUGUUUAAACCUAGAGCAGUAGAGCCUCUUCCUCAACUCUUGUAUAUAAGCUCUUGUAAUGUCGUAUGAAUAAGAAUUAGAAAAACUUACACAGUGUGGUGGUUUAAACUAAUGUUAUUUUGAGAAAUCAUGUAACAAGAACCAAGUAAAUUACAUGGAGGAUAGAAAACCUUAAAACACCCAAAAAGUAUUAAAGAAAACGCUUACAUAAUCAAACUUCUAUGCUAGGCUGAGAAUAUUUAGCUUUCAAAACUUUGUAUAAAACCUGCUUUUUAAUCUUUUGGAGGAUGUCCCAAUGUCACUUUUAUCAUAUAUUUUAUCUUCAGAAUCAAACUACAUCUUCAUAUCUUACUUUAGGCACAAGCUCUUAAGUUUUUUCCUCUUCUCAAUCUCCACAAGAACCCACUAAAAGCGUUUCCUCUUGUCCCUGAUGAGUCUAGUGAGGUCUACCCUUGCUGCUAAAAUCAACUUUGUAGCCAAGAUCUCACAUGCAUCAGACCGAAACUCAGAAGACGUGUUUAAGACAAUCUCUUCUCAAAACAAUCCACAAGACCCCCCCAACAGAACUCUUCUUCAUCUUCUAUCCAUCAAGUAGUUGAGUAGGAGACAAGUUAGCAAGUUUUGAUAAACCUCUUACCAUGAUCUUGGCUGCAAAGAAUCCAAAAGAGGUUCCUUCAUAUCUGAUCACUACUUCAAACAAAAAAAAACUUAUUUCAGAAAACCUUGAUCAGAGUUGAGAUUAAUUUUGAUUACUAGGGGUUUAUGGGUUAUAUGUAGAGGAAAAAGAGUCUUAAACCGAUCCAAUAAGAAAUAAAAAAAAGGAAAAGAGUAACAAGACCAAUAUGUAAAUCUUCUUCUUCAAUUCGGAAGUGAAAUCCUAAUUUUGAAUAUUUCUGAGAAAUUAAGUAGUUAAGGAAAUAUUAACGAAAUUUUUUCCUUAUAAUAUUAUUUUAGGAAAUUUUAUUUUUUCCUUUUCUUUGGUCAGAGGAACUUUUCUAUAGUCUCUCAAAAUCCCCUAGUAAGGUAUCAUUCCUUUUUAUAUCAUAUUAUUUUAGUAAAAUAUCUUCUAAUUAGUUAAGUUCAUAAUUUUAAAGAUUUUAAAUUCAUUUAUUACUAAAAAAAAUACAUAUGUUCUUGGAUUGUAGAUUUAUGAUCCUAUAAUACACCUCUAUAAUUAUUACUUCUGUAAAACCUAUAUUCUUCAUGGCUAAGAGACAGGCUCUUCUGGUUAACAUGAGAAACAAAAUAAAGGAGCUGGAGGUGAAGAUGGCGGAGACUAGCUUAACCAAUGAGGAUGCUAUGGAAGAGAAACAACUUUGUGACAGUAUCACAAAAGUCAGAGUUCCUAUGAGCAAAGCAUUUUCAAACUUCAAUUUCGUGACUAUAAUCAACCUAAGUUAUACCAACUUAGAGAAUGAAGGUACUAUAGCUCUAGUAAACGCUCUCGAGAACUCUGCUCCAUCUCUUAAAGCUAUAGAAAUGGCUGGAAACAACAUAACCUAUGAGGCGGCUCCAGAUAUCUCAGCUUGUUUGGCAGCAAAGAAGCAUCUCAAAAGGUUGAACUUGUCGAAUAAUGACCUUAAAGAUGAGGGAUGUUUUGAGAUUGCUUAUAUUAUGGAACCUUUGGAGGUGAAAUACGUUGAUAUGAGCAGCAAUAACCUGACCAGAGAAGGAGCAUUGAGCUUGGCUCUUGUUGCUGUCAAGAAAGAAGGUUUCGAGAUGUUGAACAUUGAUGGGAACAUGAUUUCAUUUGAAGGCAUAGAGGAAAUUAUGGAGAUAUUCAAGAAUUGUCCUAAGUUACUUGGACCGUUUGAUGAUAAUGACCCUUAUGAAGGUGAUGAAGAUUAUGGGUAUGAUGAUGAUCAAGAGUGGGAAAGUGAGAGUCUUCAUGAAGAUUUUGAAGAUGAAUUUGUGAGUGUGUUUUACUUUUAUUAGUUUGUAAUGUAUUAGUAGAGAUUUGGGAUUAUGUUAUUUCAAAUUCAAACGCUAAGGUAUAUUACAUGUUAUAAUGGAAUAAGUUACAUUGGCAGGAA